AUGGAAAAGUAUGAGAUCCUGGGGCUUGUGGGAGAAGGCAGCUAUGGCAUGGUGUUGAGGUGCAGGAACAAGGAGAACGGCCGAGUAGUCGCCAUCAAGAAAUUUUUAGAGAGUGAGGACGAUAAGAUGGUAAAAAAAAUUGCCUUGAGAGAAAUCAAGCUUCUCAAGCUAUUAAGGCAUGAGAACCUGGUGAACCUCCUGGAAGUCUGCAAGAAGAAGAAACGAUGGUACCUGGUGUUUGAAUUUGUGGACCACACAGUCCUUGAUGAUCUUGAGAUGCUUCCAAGUGGCCUCGAUUACAACAGAGUUAGAAAAUAUUUAUUUCAAAUUCUAAAGGGGACAGAAUUUUGUCACCGUCACAAUAUCAUACACAGAGAUAUCAAACCUGAGAACAUACUGGUCUCCCAUUCUGGAAUUAUCAAACUGUGUGAUUUUGGAUUUGCGCGAAUGCUGGCAGCCCCUGGAGAAGUUUACACAGAUUAUGUGGCAACACGGUGGUAUCGCGCUCCUGAACUGCUGGUUGGGGAUAUUAAAUAUGGCAAAGCUGUCGAUGUGUGGGCCAUAGGCUGCCUAGUGACAGAAAUGCUUACAGGAGAACCUCUGUUCCCCGGAGACUCCGACAUUGAUCAGCUGUAUCACAUUACGAAAUGUGUGGGUAACUUAAUUCCAAGACACCAAGAGUUGUUUUAUAGGAAUCCUCUCUUUGCUGGUGUGAGAUUGCCUGAGGUGAAGGAGCUAGAACCUCUGGAGAAACGAUAUGCCAAGCUCUCCGUUGCAGUGAUAGAUUUUGCUCAGCAAUGUCUGCGGACUGAUCCUGACAAAAGGCCCUCCUGUGCUGAACUACUGCGGUGCCAUCUAUUGACCAAAGAUGGUUUUGUGGAAAGAUUUGCUCAAGAACUUAAAGUAAAGAUUCAAAAAGAAAGAGACCUCCCUUUGCCCAAGAAAUCAAAAAUAAACAGGAGAAACAAAGAUGACUGUAGUGAUGAAAGAAAAAUGCUUCUAUUCCAGGACUUUAGUUUGGAUCCCAAGGCCAAAGACUCAAAACUGUUCAGAAUGAAAUUGUCCAAGGCAGAUCUAGAGAAAGUUGACAGAUUGUCAGAGAUGAGUUUCCUGUAUGAGAGUGGAACUGGACAGGCCAAAACACUCCCGCUGGCAAGUUCGAAGGAUCCCAGUAGCAAUCUGGACUAUGUGAAGAAUCCUAGUGUGGUGAUUCCUCCCAUUACGCGGAUCCAUUCCACUGUGACCUCCAGCAUGACUGGGACCUCUGAUAUGGGGGCAGUACUGGGAACCCCUAAUUGCAGAACUGAUGAGAAGCCUAAAAAAUAUGUCAACCCUUUCAUAAAGCAAAGCCGAAAAUCACCAGUAGGACACUUUGGUGUGAACUUGACAUCAUCGGUUUCAAGUGAAAACGGUGUCCUUCAGACAAACAAGAAAAGAUGGGAGUUUUCCAGAACAGACGUGCAUUUGCCGGAGCUUAACUGCAGCCAUCUCCCUGAAGUCAAAUCUGUGGAUGCUUGGAAUCCCAAAUUUCUGAAGAAAGAGAACAGAACCGUUUCGGGCUCCGGCACGCUGUCUCUGGCCGUAGCAGAUCUCCAGAACCCAACCCUGGCCCUCCCCCAGGUAUCAAGAACACCGGUGCGAGAUGCUUCUGAAGCCGCUUUCCCCAAGGCUGGGCCCUCCUUUUGA
Euleptes europaea (tarantolino) is the source of this 1686-nucleotide messenger RNA. RefSeq names its product cyclin dependent kinase like 2 (gene CDKL2). Bases 1 to 1686 code for a protein of 561 amino acids. The transcript is spliced from 12 exons. Gene Ontology annotation, cellular component: nucleus. Gene Ontology annotation, molecular function: cyclin-dependent protein serine/threonine kinase activity; ATP binding. NCBI's taxonomy places the organism in Eukaryota, Metazoa, Chordata, Lepidosauria, Squamata, Sphaerodactylidae. The record is from RefSeq and is a predicted model, not a curated record. Gene Ontology annotation, biological process: protein phosphorylation.